AGUCGGUAAAGUAAGACUCCCCUGAGGGGGUAGCCCGAAGGCAGUGAAAGGUUCAGUAGUUGCGCCGCGGCCCAAGGGGGCGAAAACGACCGGAGGAACGCUCUGGAGGCUGUUUAUAGUCCUGUCAGGACGGCGUUGGGAGGGCAGCCGAGGCGGAGGCCUGAGGGUUCCUUGGAUGAUGGCACACUGAGAAACUUCCUCUGAGCCCAGGCCCCAUGGCAUCCCAAGACAAAGAUGUGGGGCCCUCACUGCCCUCUCCGUGGGCCUCCCAGAUGGGGCCCUGGGAGGCCAUUCUUGAGGCUGUCAGGGAGCACCUUCCGUCUCUGGACUCGGAUUCCUCUUUGUCAGACUGCGGAGAAGAGGACCUGUUCAUCUACCAGCGAAAUCAAACCACCCUGAUUCCAGACUUGUCAGAGGAGCUGGCUGAAGACCCUGAUGGGGCCUGGGUCGCUCCGGCCAAUAGGUCUCCUCCUGAGCCCCUGGUGGUACCUGUGGAGUUCUCAGCAGAGCCCUGGGGUGAAUGGAAUGUCAGGAUGAAGGAAGGAAAGGACCCUGGCCAGCCCUUGGAGAGUGGUGGUGAGAGCAGCUCUCUUAGGAUGCCUGAGGAGACCCCCACAUGGCAGGAAGGUGACCUUGGAGACAUGUCUUUCAACACCAAAGGAUCCCCGAGUCCUCCUUGGGGGCCGCAGGGAGAAGCCACCCUCUGUCUCUCAGAAGAAGACCUGAGGAUGGACCCAAAUGCUGUCCCCUGUGUUCAGAAGGGCUCAGACUCUGCAAACCGGAGAACCCUCCGAAAAGAGAGAAGGAAGAUGAUCGAGAGAGACUUACUUCAUAAAGUCACCUGGGGUGCCAGGGGCCCUACCUGCAGUGACCACAGCCAAGUGAAGGAGACACCCUGUGAAUCUGCAUCCACAGGUCCGAGACCAGGAACGUCAUCACAGGGGCCCCGGGAAGGCCUGCCAGUGCUCUCCCUCGAGCCACUUGAAGAGUGGGAUUUGGAUCACAUCCUUCAGAGUCUGGCUGGACAAGAAGACGACCGGGGAGAUGGAGCACCUAGAGGAGUGUGGUGGGCAGCUGAUCACUUCCAGGGCCCAGAUCAUGCCGAGCCCAGCGCCCAGGACAGGCUCAUGGAACAGCUCACCCUCCUAUGUGCCAAGCAAUUCAGAGCCUCUUCCUCUGCCUGGAAGGUGCCUGCAGACAUGCGCCCGGACAAUGAGCAGCUGGAGGCCAGAAGCAGAUGUGCUUUGGUGGAGCUGAGUCAGCGUCGGCAAAGGAACCCAGCGGAGCCUCCCACCAUCUUCCUCGAUCUGAGGCCCACAGAGCCAUCAGACCAGGGGGCAUUGGAAAGCUUCAGCUCCGGCUCCAGCUCCAGCUCCAGCUCUUCUGACAGCGAGGAGGCAGGGGAAGAGGAGACAGCUGCUCGGAGAGACUGGCAAGGCCCAGGGGGGCUAUGGGACUGUACUGGGAAAAGCCAGCUUCUCCAGCAGCUCAGGGCCUUUCGGAAGGGGAUGGCUCAGCCCCAGUGGCCUGCCAACAAGGUUCCUAGGAGCAAGAAGGCUCCUGAAGAUCCAGCUGGAUCUGGGGCUGGAAGGAAGCAACCUGUAACACUCUGAGGCAGGCACAAUGCCCUGGCCAGACACUCAGGAGGAAGUCCUGGGGCCCUCGGGGACCCUCUUGGGCCAGGGAUAGUCAGAGGCCCUGGUAUCUCCUCUGGGCCAACUGUAAAUGCCUCUGGGACUGGAUCUGGGGAGGUUAUUGGGAUGGGUUGACUCAGUCAACACACCCAGGUCUGAUGGUCCCUUCACUCUCCCGUUUCCGUUAGCAGGUGUUUUUGCAGUGCAGGGCCUCUCAGACUGGACCCGUCACCUAGCUCUCUGUUAGAAUUUGGUCAGAACAUUUUAAUGCAUUUACAGCAGAGAUCCCAGCACGAACUUAUACACUGUACAGCAUGAAGACAACUCAGGUGACCCUACUCCUCUGAGAGGACCUGGAAGGAAAGCCCAUGAAGACAAUGGUUUUGUUCUGAUGAGCUGCGAGCCUAUACAUCUUUGUCCAUUUCUGUAUCUUUUCCAUUGAUGUACAUCUGUUAUUUUCAUCAUACAAGGUCCUUUUAAAAACUGUAAAAACAUACUUACAGACUUUCAGGGUGGAAAGGGUCUUGAAAGAGAAUUUAGCCUGAUUUUCUGGGUCCCUGGAUACUCGCUAGUUUGUGUACUUACCACACCACACACACACUAAAUGAACUUUUGAGAUUUCUCUUUUUUCUUUAAGACACAAAGGCACAUAGAGGUUCUACGGUUAUUCCAAACUAAAGGUGAAGUUGGCCUUUAAAUACAGAGAGAAUAUUGAAUGCUCCAACACCCAAAACUGUCCUCAUUUCCUAAGGUAUCCUUGUGGAGAGCCAGCAAGAGCUGAGGAACUCCCGAGUCUCUCACCCUGUUUCUUUGCAAGCAUUAUCCUCCACCCCCCACCCUCAUUUUCAUAGUCCCUUCAUAACAGGCUGAAGCCCUGAUACAUGGCACCUCUAUUCCCUCCCCAACUUGUUUCUAAGAUUUUGCUCGUCAGUCUCCCACCCCACUCCUCGCCUGCCCAUGGGUAGAGCAGGAAAGUCAUCUGGGGUCUUCCCAUGCUGUGGACUGGGGUGGUCCAGCAGGGUCCUUGGCAUUUGGGUGCAUGUUCCAGCACUCAGCUAGGGUCACAGUUGGCUGCCAUCUGCUGAGGGUGGGCAAGGGUCUCUUCCCAUUUAGCUCUGCACCACGCAAGACAGGCCCUGCAGGGCCUCAGCCAGCCACAGGAAGUCACGAUCAGGGCCACAGACACUACUAUCUGGCCACAGGGUUCCCACAACCAGCCCCCACUCACAACAAUGAAGGGCAUUUUCAUUAGAAGCCAGAUGCAACAGGGGCUUCCACAAGGCCAUAGGAACCCCCAAGGAGACGUUCCUGCAGAAAAGGUGGCAGGUUGCUGUUGCCUGGGGUCCCCAAGCCCUGUCCCACCUGUGGAGGCCCCACACCCUCAGUUCUGGGGCACACACAGGACAGGGCAGCCUCAGUGCUACACACCUCCACCUGUGCUGCCAGCCUAGCUGUCAAGAGCAAAGGCCAUUUUUUUUCCUUUAACCCCAUUUCCCCCAUCUCUACCCCUUUUAAUGCCAGUAAGUUCAUUUAGGGUGUUUCACAGUAAUAGAAAAGAAACUUUGUUCCAAGUUCAACUUUGAAUUAUUCUGUCAAAGCAAGCUGGAUGAGGCUGUGGGAGUUUACACCUGGAUUGAAAGCCUGUUCCACCACUUGGAUAAGAUUCUUAGAGGUCUCAUGGCUUCAGUUUCCCCAUCUAUAAAAGACUAAUGAAAGGUCCUACAUCAUAGCACUGCAUGUUCCAUAUCAUGGACAGGCACGUGAUGGGCCCAUCUAUCAGACCAGGAAGAGGACAGCCUCCUCCGGCACCAGGCGGGGCCUGAGAGAAGUGAGCUGGGGCUCUUGGCUGUGUGUAUGUGGGGGCGGGUUGUCGGCAGUGUUGGACCAGCUGGAUCUGGCUGGGUAUACGUGUCCUACGAGAGCUCUGGAAGCUGGCCUAGAAGGUAAAAACCAUCUUUAAACUAGGCGACCCCAUUCUCCAGCGAAUAUGCAGGACAGAGCACAAUGGGGCUGGGAGGAGGACUGACAAUUUAUUAAGGGAGAACUGUCAUACGCCCUGGAACCUGGGUUGUGUAGAAAGGUGAAAAUGUAUACAGCAAUUAAGUGACAAAACAGUGGAGCAUCAAGAACUAGCAUGAGAGCCAACGCCACCCAGUAAUAAGGAACAGUCACACUUCUGGAUAAAAUAUUCUAGAACCAGUGACUUCAGCAGCUGCCCUAUGACUCCAGAGAUGACUAAACUGGACAAGGACUCUAUACCUCUUCCCUCAGCCACUCAUGAGACCGUGGAUAUAAAGAGGCAUGCCUGCCUCAGACAAAGUAGGGCAACCAAGACUGGCCUGUAUCCUGGAACACGGCCACUUGGGGCUGGCGCAGAGGCAGCCCUGGACCCUUACCCUGGGAGGAUGGCAGGGCCAGUCAAAUCCCCAGGCUUCCUCAUGGGUUGGGGAGGUCUGGAGAUGGAGUCAGGCAUCCAUCCUACGAAACUGGAUCUUCAAAGGUAACACCCAAAUCACCCCCAUCUCCCUUUUUAAAAAUUUAUUUUUAUUGAUUUCAGAAAGGGAGAGGGG
Messenger RNA from Myotis davidii, 4204 nucleotides. It is a transcript of the gene DNAAF8, whose product is annotated as chromosome unknown open reading frame, human C16orf71. The coding region runs from base 216 to 1613 and encodes 465 amino acids. The record is from RefSeq and is a predicted model, not a curated record. Gene Ontology annotation, molecular function: dynein complex binding. The transcript is spliced from 9 exons. Gene Ontology annotation, cellular component: dynein axonemal particle. NCBI's taxonomy places the organism in Eukaryota, Metazoa, Chordata, Mammalia, Chiroptera, Vespertilionidae.